UUACCCAGAGGAGCAGAUCCGCGCGCCUCUGAGUGCCGUCGCCGCCGCCGUACCCGCCGGUGCUUCCUCCCGAGGUCCACCGCUCGGGACUGCUCGCUUGGGCCGGGCUGAGAGAGAGGAGCAAGAAAGAGCCCCAGAGCGCGCGGGCCCACACGGCCCCGCCUUUCCCGCUCGCCUCCGCGGCCUCUCAGCCCGCGGGGCUCGGCUAGUCAGCGCACAGCGGCCGCGGCGGUGGGGAGGCGGCGGCGCCCGGCAUGUAUCAGAGCCCGCGGCGGCUCUGCUCCGCCCUGCUGCAGAGGGACGCCUCCGGCCUGCGUCGCCUGCCCCUACCCGGCCUGCGCCGCCCGUCUACCCCGCCGGCGCUCGGCCCCCGGCCCGCGUCCCCGCGACUCCUGGCGGCGGCCUCGGGCGCCGCGAGGUCGUGUUCCCGUUCAGUGAGUUCCAUGGGCAACGGCACGAGCAGACUCUUCAGUGCUCUCGCCAAGACACUCAACAGCAGCUCAGUGGCCCAGCACCCGGAGUAUUUGGUGUCAGGUGAUCCAGAACACCUUGAACCCAUUGAUCCUAAAGAGCUUCUUGAGGAAUGCAGGGCUGUCCUGCACACUCGGCCACCCCGGUUCCAGAGGGAUUUUGUGGAUCUGAGGACAGAUUGCCCCAGUAGCCACUCUCCCAUUAGGGUCAUGCAGUGGAACAUCCUCGCCCAAGCUCUUGGAGAAGGCAAAGACAAUUUUGUGCAAUGCCCACUUGAAGCACUCAAAUGGGAAGAAAGGAAAUGCCUCAUCCUGGAAGAAAUCUUGGCCUAUCAGCCUGACAUACUGUGCCUCCAAGAGGUGGACCACUAUUUUGACACCUUCCAACCACUCCUUAGUAGACUGGGCUAUCAAGGCACAUUUUUCCCCAAGCCCUGGUCACCAUGUCUAGAUGUUGAACACAACAAUGGUCCAGAUGGCUGUGCCUUAUUUUUUCUCCAAAACCGGUUCAAGCUCAUCAACAGUUCCAAUAUUAGGCUGACAGCCAUGACGCUGAAAACUAAUCAAGUGGCCAUUGCACAGACCCUGGAGUGCAAGGAGUCUGGCCGACAGUUCUGCAUCGCUGUCACCCACUUAAAAGCACGCACUGGCUGGGAGCGGUUCCGAUCAGCUCAGGGCUGUGACCUUCUUCAGAACCUGCAGAACAUCACACAGGGAGCCAAGAUUCCUCUGAUUAUCUGUGGGGACUUUAAUGCAGAGCCAACUGAAGAGGUCUACAAACACUUUGCUUCCUCCAGCCUCAAUCUGAACAGCGCCUAUAAGCUGCUGAGUCCGGAUGGGCAGUCAGAGCCUCCAUAUACAACCUGGAAGAUCCGGACCUCAGGGGAGUGCCGUCACACCUUGGACUACAUCUGGUAUUCUAGACAUGCUCUAAGUGUCACAUCAGCUCUUGAUUUACUCACUGAAGAACAGAUUGGGCCCAACCGGCUCCCAUCCUUCAAUUACCCUUCAGACCACCUGUCUCUAGUGUGUGACUUCAGCUUUAAUGAGGAGCCUGACGAACUUCUAUAAACACUUCUCCAUCCUUUUUAAUCAUAAGAAUCUCAACCAGGGAUGUUUUAAGAAACUGGAAUAGGAUAAGAAGUUGCCUGAGAAGACGCCCGCUUUCUGUCACUUCGUUCUCUACUGUUUCCAGCAUGCCCUUGGAAAAGAAUUAGUUCACAAACGUUUCAGUCAAAACCUGCAGCGAAAACGGUGUUUGCACUCCAGUUUGGGAUUGUAUUGUUUCAUUUCCCUUACCAUUGCAUUUUCAACCAUUUAAGGGCAUUAAAUUAGGCUUGUUUGGAAGUUUUUUAAGUUGGGGGCGUUAUAAAAACUCAGUUGAUUGAGUUCUUCAUAAUUAACAAUAAGAUGUAGGAACAGUUUUCUAGACAGCAUUUCAAGUUAUUUGUUUUUUUAAAUGUCAAUGAGAAAUGCAUGACAAUAUUUAUUUUUUAUAUCGUCAUAUAAAUUAAUUAUAGCAUUAUAGACAUUUACAGAAACAUAGAGAAAGUAACUUACAGUAAUUUCCUUAAAGCUUCAAAAUGUAUACAAAGGAACUAUUUGGCCUGGAGGGGGUUUGUUACUUACAUGAUAAGUAUCAGAUCUCCUUGGUACAUUUUUCAUAAAUGAUCUUGCAGUUUGCUGUGCCUCCAAGUUCUUCAUUAUUGUGUUUCUGAAGAGAUUCCAGUUAGCUUUCAGUUAUUUAAGUGAUUAGUUUUCAUUAUUGAAUCACUGAUACGUAUUUAUACUUUUUCUGUUGUAGUGACAUCAGUAUAUAUUUGAAAGUUAUUUUCCAUUUUCAUUUCUGUUGGAAUGUGCUUUUCACAAUAGCUUUAGGAAGAGUUAUGGGGAAGUGGCUAAGAUAAUCAGUGAGAAUUUAUUUGGAGAUGGGAAACUCUAGAGAACAGCCAAGAAAAUCUGGAGACCAGCUUGGGCUACAUAAUCAAGUUCAGAGAUAGCCAGACCCUCUCUCAAAAAACCAGACCCUCUCUCAAAAAAUUCCUAAGAUAGCCACAUGACUGAGUUCAAAAUAUUUAGAAUGUAAAAGAGUCAAGAAGAUAACCUAGAGUUCUCUUCCAACAGAAAGAAGUGAUAACAGUUGAAGCCUCUUCCAAACAAAAUAACCUAUUGGUGGUAAAUUGUUAAAUAUUUUAAUGUAUGAGUUAUAAAUAUUAAAGAUUAAUAAAUGGUCUUUUAAAGCUA
This is a messenger RNA of Nannospalax galili (Upper Galilee mountains blind mole rat), 2714 nucleotides long. RefSeq names its product nocturnin (gene Noct). NCBI's taxonomy places the organism in Eukaryota, Metazoa, Chordata, Mammalia, Rodentia, Spalacidae. The record is from RefSeq and is a predicted model, not a curated record. The coding region runs from base 255 to 1541 and encodes 428 amino acids. Gene Ontology annotation, biological process: circadian rhythm. The transcript has 3 exons. Gene Ontology annotation, molecular function: poly(A)-specific ribonuclease activity.